This is a messenger RNA of Anisakis simplex (herring worm), 762 nucleotides long. Lineage: Eukaryota; Metazoa; Nematoda; Chromadorea; Rhabditida; Anisakidae. The record is from the annotation of a GenBank genome assembly.
AUGGCUAGUCGUAUCAAAACUCCGACUAAUGUGAAAUUAUUGACGAAUGUCGCUGUGGUGCGUAUGAAGAAAUGUGGCAAACGAUUCGAAAUAGCAUGUUACAAGAACAAGGUUGUUAAUUGGCGCAAUCGAGUUGAAAAGGAUAUUGAUGAAGUGCUCCAAACACCAACCGUUUUUACAAACGUUUCAAAGGGAUUAGUCGCAAAACGUGAAGAAUUGAAUGCAGCGUUUGGUACAGAGGAUCAGCUGGAGAUAUGCAAAAUAAUUCUCGAUAAAGGGGAUUUGCAAGUAUCCGAAAAGGAGCGUCAUGUACAAUCAGAGUCUUCAUUCAAAGAAGUCGCAAAUAUAAUCACAAAUAUGUGCGUUAAUCCAGAAACGAAACGUCCGUACUCGUUAGCGGUGAUCGAGAAAGGAUUGCACGAUUUGCAUUUCAGUUUGAAACCGAAUCGAUCCGCUAAACAACAGGCAUUGGAAAUGAUACCAAAAUUGCGCGAAAUAAUGACAAUCGAUCGUGCCGAGAUGCGUCUUCGUAUUUCGGUGGAAGCAAAAGAAGCAAAACGUUUGCACGAUCGUCUCAAAUCACUUUUCUCGAAUUUGGAAGUUGAGGAUUGGGAUCAAGGCAAUCUUGAAAUUGUUGGUCUGAUUGAACCAGGCUCCUACAGAACGAUCGAUGAAUUGGUACGUAAAGAAACCAAGAACGCUGCACGAAUGGAAUUGCUUAGUUUGAAGGUGAUAAAUGAAGGUGACAUCGAAAUAUCAUAA